GGAGGAGGAAGCGGCCAUUGUCCGGUCAGCGCAGCCUCCGGGGAGGGGCGGGGAGGAGUGUGUAUUACGAAGUAAGCUAGACCCCGGGGCUCCGCCGCGGCUGCCGCUAGCCCACAGCGGGGGGACCAGGGGGGCCAGCGCCGCCACACGGGGACAUCUCUCGGGCCAGGGAGCGGCGGUGGGACCUGCCGAGGGCGCCGGGUCUUCCCUCCUCCCCCGUGGGUCCCUCCUUCCAUCAACACACCUCCUACCCUUCCUCUCGGGCUCCCCUCCCCUCACCACGCACCGCCUCUCCCACCCCUGUUUCCGCAGGCCGAGUGGUGCGGCCCGCCUCCAGCUGACCGGCCUGGAAUCCCGGCUCCGAGCCCCGGACUCGCGCCUGCCCGCGCGCUCCCCCUCCCCCCGCCUCGAGCCCCCCGACGCCGCCGCUGCCGCCUCCUCAGCCUCCGCCUCCGCUUCGUCCUCCACGGGCCCAGGCCGCCGUCGCCGUCGCUGCCGUCGCCGCCGCUGCCGCCGCCGAGCACCGCUGCCGCCGAGCACCAUGGGAGACGCCGGGAGCGAGCGCAGCAAAGCGCCUAGCCUGCCGCCUCGGUGCCCCUGCGGCUUCUGGGGGUCCAGCAAGACUAUGAAUCUCUGUUCCAAAUGCUUUGCUGAUUUUCAGAAAAAACAACCAGAUGAUGACUCCACUCCCAGUACAAGCAACAGCCAAUCAGAUUUGUUUUCCGGAGAAAUGAACAGUGACAACAGCAAUACCUCUUUAACUACACCGACUGUUAACUCCAACCAGCAACAGCUUUCGACAGAAUUGAAUGUAACUUCCACAGGCAAAGAGGAGUAUUCACAAUCUGAGAGUGAGGCUUCCCCAGUGAAGAGGCCACGGCUACUGGACAGCAACGAGCGACCUGAGGAAGCCAGCCGUUCUAAACAAAAGAGUCGGCGCCGCUGCUUCCAGUGCCAGACGAAACUCGAGCUGGUUCAACAAGAACUGGGAUCGUGUCGCUGUGGUUAUGUGUUUUGUAUGUUACAUCGCCUCCCUGAGCAGCACGACUGCACGUUUGACCACAUGGGCCGCGGCCGAGAGGAAGCCAUCCUGAAAAUGGUGAAACUGGACCGGAAAGUGGGGAGAUCCUGCCAGCGCAUUGGGGAGGGCUGCUCCUGAGUGCGAAGCUCGGCAGCCAAACCCUGUUCUUAGUUCACUAAUGUUAGCCUUAUUUAGGACAGAGUCAGCCAGACACCUUGUACUGGGCACGUUUCAGACUACAGCCAAUCCGUUUCCUUUCUUUAGCCAGCCGUCCUGGUACUGUAGUUUAGGGGUUGAUGGUGGUUGAAAUUGAUUUCUGGCUGGUUACGAAGGUGCCUGCUAGCCACUGUAUAAAAUUAAAACAUGAAGAAUAUUUUUUUUUGAGCAUGGCUAGUGGAUUUAAAACAAAACAAGCAGAUGUCAUUGCUGGAGUCAAAACUUACAAAAAGCCUUAAGCUGAAAAUGGUCCAGACGGAGACUUAAAGUAAAUAGAGGAGUAGAAGCUGGUGUUUAAAAACAGUUCCUGAGACGCACAUGGCCUUGCCAGAAACUCUGUGUUUAAUGUACAGCCUUUUCACCUCUUUACUUAUCCUUAAUCCCAGCUCCUAGAAGCCAGAGCUCCCAGUCAGCCCCUGUGCCGGGGCUACCAAGGUUGCCCAAGAGGCUAGAGGCAUCCAGGGGAACUCCUAGGUGGCUGUAAAGGUGGGGGCAGAGGGGAGGAGGGUGAAAAUUUCUAUACCAGACUUACCUUGGAAAAUCUGUCUUAUUCACUUGGAGAAGAAAAAAAGAGAGAGCCUUGCUCUGAACCCUAGCGCCACCCUAAACCAGGCCAUGAGAUACAUUUUUCUCCCCAGGAUCUAUAGACUCUAUAUUGGGCUUGUGUGGCCUACUUGGGUCAGUACUGGCCAGGGAAACUGAAACCUGGUUGACUCUUAUUUGCCAUUUGCUGGGUGCGGGUAUAUGAUCAUUGAUUUAAAUAAGGCUAAAUCCCAGCAGCACAGCAGCCAUGGGGAUGACCGGAUUCUUCAGGCAAUUCUCUGUAGCUAGACUUCACUGUUGGUGGUAAGGGGCAGGGAGGGCAGAGGGGAGGGCGGGGAACACAUUUCAUAGCAGACAAAAGUCAGGAACAGUAUUGGGGAACAACCAGGGUGCAGCAGCUGCUGGCAGAGUUUGUCUCUUCACCUUCAAAGUGUUACCAGGGUAGUCACAUAGGCUCAUUUGUUUCUGUGCAGCCCCAUAGGAUAAGGGAAAAUCUGUUAAGUGCAGUAGAAGAAUAUGACACGUAUUACUGGAAUCAGGAAGGCUUGGCUCUUGGAACUGUUCUAGGCCAGGGACAGUCUGAGCACACCCACUGAAUUGCAAAGGGGUCCCAGCACAAAUCCUAACAUGGGCCCAGGGGUGUUCCAUGCUUAUAGGCCCAGGCCUGGGUGAUUUUGGACUGGAUGGACUAGGAAGGGAAACAGAGGAGAGACAAUUGGCUUGUUUUUCCCUCCGUUGCAAAGGAAUUAUCAACCAGGUACUGUAGCAGAAAUGUGGAUGGGCCAGGAAGGGGGAUGGGGGUGGGAGGAGGAGGAGGAGGACAAGGACUGGGAAUGAAUGAGUGAAGGGAGAGAUUAGGAUCACCUGGAAUUUGAACUAUUGGGCCAGAGUGAGAUGAUACAACUUUAAAACUCUUUUAGUCAUGUGGAAAAUAAGGGUCUCCUUAAAGGGGGUCUCCCCCCACAAGUUUUAAAAAGAAGAGAGGCCAAAUGAUGUGUUUGCAGAUCAACUACACACAAAGACCUGGGAAUUAGACAUUUCUUAAUCUAAAAUAUGUGGGGAAAUAGGAAAUGAUGCUCUUUUCCCCUCUUCCUUUCCCUCCCACCCUACCCCCCAAAAAAACUCACUAAAAAAUUCUUCAGCCUUAAUAUUUUUCAUAAUAAUGAUCUCAGCUUCUCAUUGUAGUGGGGAGAGGCCUGGCUGAUUUGGUCCUCACACCUGCCACUGUUCUAAAAUAGCCUCAGCACACACUGUCUGUCCAUACGGUUAUGGCAGCAUCCCUUGUCUCUUGCUUGGGAUACCCAACUGAGCUCUCCAUCUUCUCACAAGACCCUCCAUUCACUGCCCUUUUCCUGUGCACACUUGGCCAUUCUUAGGCCCUGCUGGCUUAGAGGUGGCAUGGGGGAGAUGCCACCUUGGCGAGCAGGCCCUGGUACAUUAUGGACAAUGGUCAUUCUAUUGACAGUCAAGGUUGGGGCCGGGGGAGGAGGUAGGGCUUGUUCCUCGAAGUAUCUGUUCUGUGAAGUUUGUUUGAUGUAAGGAAAGCUUAAAUUCUUGUAACUUUAAAAGGAAACAAACUCUUUAUUUAACCCUUUUGUGUUCUAGAUUUACUUACACACGUAGCCUAGAACUCCGUUUUAGUUAAACAUUGUGAAAUUAAAAUAAUCUUGUAACUUUAUUCCUUUUUCUUCCUCCUGCUGAAAAAAAAAUACCCAUUAAACCAAUCAGAUUAAAGUUUGAA
Molecule: messenger RNA, 3521 nt
Organism: Monodelphis domestica (gray short-tailed opossum)
Lineage: Eukaryota; Metazoa; Chordata; Mammalia; Didelphimorphia; Didelphidae
Source: RefSeq, a predicted model, not a curated record